Molecule: messenger RNA, 1641 nt
Organism: Octopus bimaculoides (California two-spot octopus)
Lineage: Eukaryota; Metazoa; Mollusca; Cephalopoda; Octopoda; Octopodidae
Product: DNA methyltransferase 1-associated protein 1
Biological process (GO): DNA repair; negative regulation of transcription by RNA polymerase II; chromatin remodeling
Cellular component (GO): NuA4 histone acetyltransferase complex; nucleus; Swr1 complex
Molecular function (GO): transcription corepressor activity
Source: RefSeq, a predicted model, not a curated record
CGUAUAUGUUUAUUUAGAUACUGCGAAAGGUAUUCAUUCGAUAAUGCAGUCAUCGGUUUCUAGCACAGGAAAAAAGACGGGACAGUUACGGUUGGAAGGCCUUUAAUCGUAUAUCUGCUCAAUCAGGAUAGACCUAGGACUACACAACCACAAAAAUAACAAAAACAACGACAACGACAACGUUGAACAACGGUUGUCCAGUAUACGGUGAGAUGGUCAUGCCAAGAAUGUCGGAGCUUAGAUUUGCUCAAUCAGGGCCGACUUGUCGCUAAAAAACUGCAACAAAAACUACAGUAACCUAUAAUACUUUAAAAUAAAUAAGUCGCAUUUGCUAAAACGCCUUAGUCCAGCAAACACGAACGAUUUGCGUGUGUGUGUAUGUACGUGUGUCAUCCUGGUAUAUGUAAUGAGAGUGGACUCAUAGAUGGAAUACACCGCUUUGACUAUUGUUACACCGUACUUUCUCGGUUUUCGGUUCAAUCCCACUUGUCAGUGGUUUGUGAAUCGUAGGAAAUAGGUAACAAAGGAGGAAGAUCUGCGAUCACCAGUUCGAUACAUUGUUAGGAACAUCUUGCCAGCACCACUAACAUCCUGGUCAUCAUGGCAAUGAAUUGUGACAUCCGAGAUAUUCUGGAGUUGGAUACAGACAAACCUUAUGAACCAGUCACUAAGAAAUCAUUGAUGAAUGACAAAAAAUGCAAGACCAAAAAAGCUGAGCCAACCUUUAAACGACCUGAGGGAAUGCACAGGGAACUAUGGGGCCUGUUGUGGACAGACAACAAAUACAUGAAGGAUACCCCACCAAUUCUACCGACUGACGUGAACCAGGGCUACAAACAGAUGAAGGCCAAAAUUGGCAGUCAGAAAGUGCGCCCUUGGAAAUGGAUGCCCUUCACUAACCCAGCACGGAAGGACGGCACCAUAUUCCUUCAUUGGCGCCGGGUUGCUGACGAAGCCAAAGAUUAUCCCUUUGCCAGGUUCAACAAGACGGUGGAUGUACCAACGUACUCUGACCUGGAGUACCAACAACACCUUCAUGACGACAGCUGGACGAGGCACGAGACCGACCACCUGUUUGACCUGUGCCGGAGGUUUGAUCUCCGCUUCAUUGUCAUUCACGACCGGUGGGAUCGCAGUAAAUACCCGAACAGAAGUGUGGAGGACAUCAAGGAACGAUACUACAACAUAUGUAACACACUGGUCAAGGUGAGAGCCACCCAAGGCCCAGAACCCAAAAUUUGGGUCUUUGAUGCCAGUCAUGAAAGAAAACGGAAGUUACAGUUGAUCAAGUUGUUUAACCGAACUCCUAAAUUGGUCGAGGAGGAGGAACACCUGAUUGCUGAACUGAAGAAGAUCGAACUCCGUAAGAAGGAACGCGAGAAAAAGACGCAGGAUCUGCAGAAGUUGAUAACUGCUGCCGACAGCAACAUAGACAACCGCCGUGUAGAGAGAAAGACCACAAAGAAGAAGGUCUAUCAACAGCAGAAACUCAAGGAAGGCAGCCUCUCUACUACGACCCCUGAAACCGGUGGAAUCAAGUUCCCUGAUUACAAACAGUCUGGAGUGACUCUGCGCAGCCAAAGGAUGAAACUACUAAGACUAGUAGAAGAAACCCUAUUUCUGUUCCUAAAGGAAUGGUAA